AUGGUUAAAGAAGGGGAACCACCCAAAAUUCCCCCUAUCAUGGGAGGGGAGGUGAAGCCGCAGCCUCCAAGAGCUGCAGAAUUCGGAAAGCCAUCGCCCCUUGGCCCUAUGAAUAUGAAUCAGCGACAUCCCUUUGUGAUUCCGAAAGUAAAUCGGCCGCGUCCAGAGCAUCAUCGCCCCGCUCCAAGCUCAACCCUUAACGACAAUGCAUCAAAGGAAAAGGAUAAGCGGGCCAUCAAUCCCUUUCAGGCUACCAAGCUGUCAUCGUUUAACAAACAUUCUCCUAUAACUUUAUCUGACGACGAUAGUGUGGUUGAAAUCAUGAAACCGAUGAACGCGGAUCGAACGACGAAGCGCGCACCUGAACCGCUGUUCACUUCGAAACCUUCGGCACCCAAAAUGGGCAAGGCGGCUAGUACUUUGAAAAACUUUAUGGAUCUUACUACACCUGAUGUUGGAUUCGGAAGUACCAAUACCAGUUUCCGCGAGGAAGUUGUUGGCUCAGCAGAUGCGUAUUCCUACGUUGAUAGUGAGAAGGCCAACGAGAACAUCAAGGCAUUGCUAGAGGGUGCCUUUGAGGAUGAAGAUGAUAAACCACGGACACGGUCGCGGAAGAAGAAGAUCGAUAAACAAGUGGAUGAGCUGGCCGAUAAACUAAUGGGGAUUGAUGGAGUUGCCUGGAUGAGGGACAAAGAGACUGGACUCAAGAAAACCCGAGGCGUGUUACCGAAGGGCGGUAUUCUUGCAGACGAUAUGGGGCUUGGAAAGACCGUCCAAGCCAUUGCACUUUUACUUACUAAUCCACGACCCCCCACAAGCUCUAAAGAUGAAGAAGAGGGACUCGAUAAAGGUAAAGGGAAGAAAGACAAAUCUAAGAUCCCCGCAAAUGUCUCGAAGAGUACGCUGGUCGUUGCACCUCUUGCCCUAAUAAAGCAGUGGGAAGGCGAGAUUGAAUCCAAAAUUGAACGGUCCCACCGUUUAAGUGUGUGUAUAUACCACGGCGCCGGACGCACGAAGCACCGCGAUGACUUGGAUUCCUUUGACGUCGUGAUUACUACAUACGGCACGCUCAGCUCUGAGCACGGGAAGAACAGUGGCUGCUUCGGCGUCCACUGGUAUCGCAUUAUACUCGACGAAGCCCACACUAUUAAGAAUCGAAACGCCAAAGCUACUCAGGCAGUAUAUGCGUUGAGGUCCCUGUACAGAUGGUGCCUUACCGGAACCCCGUUACAGAAUAACCUGGACGAACUACAGAGCUUGAUUAGAUUCUUACAAAUCAAGCCGUACGACGAGCUUGCUGCGUGGAGGGAGCAAAUCACUCGUCCCAUGAAUAACGGCCGUGGUGGGCUGGCUCUACGUCGGUUACAAGUCUACCUUAAAGCAUUCAUGAAACGACGCACGAAGGACGUUUUAAAAUUAGAUGCAAAGCCAGAUACUGAAGAUACCAACGAGAAUGAAGUCAACGAUGACGGGAAGAAAAAACCCGCAUCUCCCAGGUUCAAAAUCAUGAAGCGAGAUAUUAUCAAGAUCGAAGCCGAGUUCAGUUCGCAAGAAUGGGCAUUCUAUCAACGUCUCGAACAGCGCGCUGACAGAAGUCUGGAGCGCAUGAUGGGCGGCCAGACCAUGAGCUAUGCUGGUGCAUUGGUUUUGCUUCUCAGACUCCGUCAGGCAUGUAAUCAUCCAGACCUAGUUAAGGGAGAGCUUGCCAAAGAACAAGACGCGUUGCUGGGUGAUGAUAGCCAGUCUAAGAACAAGGAGAACGACAUGGACAGUAUAGCUGAUAUGUUAGGCGGGCUCAGCAUGGCCACAAAGAAGUGCGAUGUAUGCCAGAUUGAGUUGACCAAGGAGGAGGGCCUUGGUGGUUCAGCCCGUUGUACCGAGUGCGAAGAAGACCUAAAAACUCAAGUCAUUAUAUCCGACACAACAAAAGAGAAGUUAGAGAAGAAAAAGAAGAAGAAGAGAAAGUCGAAACAGGCUCCCACCCAUGUGGAUAGGAAGACGGAGAGAGAAUCUCAACGAGCGAGAAGCCGCCGGGUUCGGCCUAUUGUUAUAGACAGUGAUGACGAGGACGAAGACGGUGAAUGUAUUGUCCCUGAAGAACAGCGUGACUCGGAGACACUGGAUGCCCCUGUCGGGCCUGAUGGUGAGGAUGCAGAAGGCGGUGGAGACUGGAUCGGGUCUGAGGAUUCAGAGACUGACGAGGACGAGACUGAAAUAGCAACUGACGAGGAUGAAGAAGAAGAAGAGGAAGAUGAUGAUAAUGAAGAAUUAUCUGACUCGACACCUAGCGCAAUUCAUGAUGUCCAGACAUCGGCCAAAAUCAGACACCUAAUGAGAAUUCUAAAACGGGAAUCCGGAGAAUUCAAAUUCAUCGUCUUUUCAGUCUUCACCUCUAUGCUUGACAAGAUUGAGCCGUUCCUCAAAAAUGGGGGUAUUGGAUACGCUCGAUACGACGGUGGGAUGAGAAACGACCUUCGAGAGGCGAGUUUGAACCGACUGCGGAAUUCGAGCGGCACUCGAGUGCUCCUGUGUAGUUUACGUGCAGGAUCACUGGGGCUGAAUCUAACGGCCGCAAGCAGGGUUGUUAUCCUCGAGCCGUUCUGGAACCCAUUUGUGGAAGAACAAGCCAUCGAUCGUGUCCACCGCCUCAAUCAGACUGUGGAUGUCAAGGUCUACAAGUUGACGAUCAAGGGGACAGUUGAAGAACGCAUACUGGAACUACAAGAUCGCAAGCGCGAAUUGGCUAAAUCUACCAUAGAAGGUAAAUCCGCAGCCGGCAAGCUCACCAUGAAAGAUAUGCUAGCGCUCUUCGGCCGCGAUGCAGAAACACGGUCGUGGGAUGACGGCAAAAUAAGCUUUACGACAAAGAGCAAUAAGCUUCUAGAUGCAAAGGAGGAGACGACGAUGGCAGCAGCGGGGUCCCAGGCCGGAGGUGGUCGAGGUUUUGGGAAGCGAGCAACUCCGCCUGUGAUGGAACGCAAGUCAAGCGGUAGUGCAAAAAGGGAGGAUCCGAUCUAUGGCCGUCGAUGGUAG
Messenger RNA from Arthroderma uncinatum, 3033 nucleotides. RefSeq names its product ATP-dependent helicase RIS1. Bases 1 to 3033 code for a protein of 1010 amino acids. Gene Ontology annotation, molecular function: ATP-dependent chromatin remodeler activity; ATP binding. The record is from RefSeq and is a predicted model, not a curated record. Lineage: Eukaryota; Fungi; Ascomycota; Eurotiomycetes; Onygenales; Arthrodermataceae. The transcript is spliced from 3 exons. Gene Ontology annotation, cellular component: cytoplasm.